GUUUUGCAUUAAUCGACACUGGCGUCGUGAACUGACAACUUGCUGGUUGUUAGACAGCGACAGCUAGCAGCUAGCAGCUAGCUAACUUUAACUGCAAGCAGCAGCUAAAAAUAUUCUGCUGCUGCUGAAGUGACCUGAGGUGGACACAGUUGAACUGCCAGCGGGGAUACGAGACACUGUAAAUAGUGAGGCAUUAUGGGUAACACAACUGACAGGGGGACUGCAGAUCGCCAUGGAGGCAAAGCCCACCGUUCAGACAGCAGCGGGAGUCACAAAGACCAAGAGCACAGCAGCAAGAUGGUGGACAGCACAGAUGACCCCAACAUCUUCAACACCCACGGACCUGAGUCCAAGACAUCAGGAGAGAAAGAAUUCACCCCAGAUCUGGAUGACCUGGUUAAAACCGGCCCUCAGGCUCGACCCACUGUGAUCCGCUGGGCCGGAGGGGGGAAGGAGGUCUACAUAGCUGGCUCCUUCAAUAACUGGAGCACAAAGAUACCACUAAAUAAGAGCCAUAAUGACUUCGUAGCAAUUCUGGACCUGCCUGAAGGAGAGCACCAGUACAAGUUUUUUGUAGAUGGGCAGUGGGUCCAUGACCCCUCAGAGCCGGUGGUAACCAGCCAGCUUGGCACCAUCAACAACCUGAUCCAGGUGAAGAAGUCAGACUUUGAGGUGUUUGACGCCCUGCAGGUCGACUCUCUGGAGUGCUCCGACACGUCAGAUCUGUCCAGCUCCCCUCCGGGUCCAUACGGCCAGGAGCAGUACAUCUUCAGACCCGAGGAGCACUUCAAAGCUCCACCUAUACUCCCACCUCACCUGCUUCAAGUCAUUCUCAACAAGGACACCAAUAUAUCAUGUGACCCCGCCCUGCUGCCUGAACCCAACCACGUCAUGCUAAAUCACCUUUACGCUCUUUCAAUAAAGGAUGGUGUGAUGGUUCUGAGCGCGACUCACAGGUACAAGAAGAAAUACGUCACCUCUCUUCUCUACAAGCCGAUCUAAACCUCAGCUCCACAGUGCUUUUAGAGAGCAGCAUGUUUGUCUUCUGCUGUUUGUUUUUUUUUUCCCUGUGUGUGUGUGUGUGUGUGUGUGUGUCAUCACAUUUAGCCAAAUCUUGCACUGAAACAAGUUUACAGGUGAGCUGAAGGCCGGCGGCUGUGACUGGGGUUUGGGUUUUUGAAGAGGUUGCACUUCUGACUACAUAGGGCUCUGAACAAAAAGUAGUGAAGUGUGUGUGCGGUGUCAGAGAGAGACGACAACCAUACUGUGGCUUUUACCUGCGACGUCGACAGACAGAUCAGAGACUGACUAAAUCACUGUGUGUAUUUACGUGUCUGGUGCACCUUGUGAUUAUAUUCGUGUCGGCGUGUAAAAAAACAAAAAAAAAGUCAUUUCUUCGGGGUGCGUAUCCACGUCGUGUUUGCCCUUGUAAGGUAGAAGACCUGAGGGGUUUUCAGUGUUACUGGUGUGGAGUUUUGAUUUGAAUAAGUGUUGUGUCAUCAUAACGUCCCUCGACUGAUUCAGCUAGGUUUUUAAGCUAAUUGACUUGAGUGCAGAAUAACAGGAUGACUUUAUCUGGUCUGUAGUCGGGGUCGAGGUGCUGGAGAGAGCACCAGACUUGCUUGAACUUGAAGUGCAAUAAUAUGCUGUAGGAAAAAAAAAAAAGGACUGAAUUUUACCUGAUGUCCUGUUCUUGUUUAGGACAGUGAACAACAUCCCGUAUAAUGUUCACAUUACUCAAGUUAAAGAGCCCAUAUUAUGCACAUUUUUCAUUUCAUUGUUGGGGUCUACUAGUGCACAUUAACAAGCUUUAUUGUUAAAAAACAUUUGUUUCGUACUGUACAUUGCUACAGCACCUCCUCCAUCUCUUUAAGGACCCUAUACUGAAAAUCCCAGUAUGUUUUGAUCGGUUUGACAAAAGCAAUAAAAUGUUUGUCACGUAACAUAACCCCAGAUCUUUCAAUACAUGGAUGCACAACUGGCAGAAGCAACGCUGGUGAAAAACUUCACGGCAGAAUACGAGGCAGCUGCUCGUUUUCCUUUAUGUUUGAGGGCACAUCAAACCUGUGUUGUUACAUGGUGAUGUCGAUGAGUAACAGAAGGAAAGCGCAGACCUCAAACGAGGCAUUUCAGGCAGGUAAAAAGCAGUGCUUUCAGUUUAGAGUGAAUUUUGGGCUUUGUAAAUUUGCAGACCAUUUACCUGCACAAAAAAAGCAGCUCUAUAGCCCACUUCAGAAACCCCAGAUAGCACAAUAUGGGCUCUUUAAGUUUCUCACAGUCGUGGAAUCUGCCACAUGAACUGGUUAAUGUAACGGUGACAAGAGACGGAUUGCAAUUUCAACAGGGAAACCCAUUUUCCAGAUAGGGACUGACGGUUUAAGCUCAGUGUUUAGUUCUGCUGUUGCCUUUAUCUUGAUGUAAGUUUGCGAGCACUUUACCGUUGUGUAAGCAGGAGUGUUGAUGUAAGCUUUUAACUAUGCAGCAGACAACUCUGGUACUGUAGCUUCUCUACAGGAUCUAAUUUAAUUUACAGUUUGUUUGUUUUUUUUUUUAGAUUUGACAAACUUGCUGUGCUUUAUCUGAGUUCUAUUGAUCAAACAGAAAUGUACUGUAUUUAUCUGUUACGUAUAUACACAGAGGCCUGCAUACUUUUCAACUCGCUGCUUUGCAUGUACCGAACGUCUGCGGCUUAUGACGAAACACGGAGGCAUUUACAGAAUGUAGUACGCAUCCAGAAACCGACUGACAGCACACACCUCGAAAAAAAAAGUGACCAGAGGCACAUCAGCGGAUGAAUUAUAGGGCUAUGAGGACAAACGGUUGCCAUGAAUUUACAUGUUGUACAAAGUUUGCUCACGUGUGUGUUCAUAAAAAAAGAAGAAGAAAAAAAAAACAUUGUAUUUUUUUGGUAUGGUGGCUUGAAGUUGUUUUUGUCACUUUGAAAGCAGUGCUGUUGAAUUGUCUUCACUUACAGGACAGUAUAUACCCACAGUUGACACACUUGACAGGCGCAUAAAGGGGCUUUUGGUGUUCAACCAGACACUCUGAAAGUAUUUUGUGAAUGUCGAAGCCCGGCCGUGACGUUCUGUCCAAAGAGUUUUUGGUUUUUUUUAAAGUUACGAUAAGGGAGUACGGACAAGCGGCACGGACGCGGCGUUUUAAGGCUAAAACCAAAACUUGAAUUUUACAGCAGUUUCGUGAAUGUUUUAAAAAAAAAAAAAGCUUUGCAGAAGCAGUGUGAAGAUUCACUGUACAAGGUUUUACUUGUUUGCAAAUAAAGAGAGGACGUACUGGUCCUAAUUGC
Molecule: messenger RNA, 3304 nt
Organism: Stegastes partitus (bicolor damselfish)
Lineage: Eukaryota; Metazoa; Chordata; Actinopteri; Pomacentridae
Gene: prkab2
Product: protein kinase, AMP-activated, beta 2 non-catalytic subunit
Exons: 8
Coding region: 196-1002 (268 amino acids)
Biological process (GO): signal transduction
Cellular component (GO): nucleus; cytoplasm; nucleotide-activated protein kinase complex
Molecular function (GO): protein kinase binding
Source: RefSeq, a predicted model, not a curated record